AUGGCCAAAGCGAAAGAUAAAAAGGGCGCCUUAGGCGGAGCCAACAGUCAUUUACGAGCCCGAUUGGCGUACCUUCAUAACGCCGCAAGCCUUCUUCAAUCCGUGACAGUUUCCUCAAAGGAACCAGAUGAUCAGCGAGCCGAUAAUGGAAACCGAGAGAUAACGGGUUUGACAAGGAUUGUACCACAUGUUGCAAAGCCUGGCAUUGCAGCUCAGAGACAGUUGUUUGCUACAGGCCCAUCAAACGACACAGAUCGUCUUUCGCAACUCGCCCGAGUUUAUAUAUCACAUUUGCGGGGAGUGUCCCUGAAAUCUCAGCUGCGGCUGCCAGUGGAAGUCAAGCGUUCAUUCUGCAAGCGCUGCGAUACACUUCUAAUUCCCAAUGUCAACUGCACACAUGAGAUUAGAAAUGAGAGCCGUGGUCGCCGAAAACCUUGGGCAGAUGUACUGGUCAUUCGUUGCACUACAUGUGAGACGGAAAAGCGCUUUCCACAAACAGAGAAGCGGAGCAAGAAACUUGCGGAACGUCGGAAGGAAAAAGCAGAAGCGGAGAAGCCAGAUGUUAAGUGA
Messenger RNA from Aspergillus pseudoviridinutans, 570 nucleotides. Its product is annotated as ribonuclease P Rpr2/Rpp21/SNM1 subunit. The record is from RefSeq and is a predicted model, not a curated record. NCBI's taxonomy places the organism in Eukaryota, Fungi, Ascomycota, Eurotiomycetes, Eurotiales, Aspergillaceae. The transcript has a single exon. Gene Ontology annotation, biological process: tRNA processing. Gene Ontology annotation, cellular component: nucleolar ribonuclease P complex. Bases 1 to 570 code for a protein of 189 amino acids.